AUGAAGUUUUAUAAUUUUAUUUUAGUUUUUGCAACAUUAACAAUCAUUUCUUUUGCUAUAUUACCAAUAAAAUCACAAAAUAUUUUCACUUAUGAAGACAUACCAUCUGUGAACGCCAGCGACAGCACACCAACGAUAUUUAAAUUAGUUAGUUAUGAUGAUAACACGAUAGUUGUUCAUAUAAUUCGUCCAGAUUUAUCAUACCCUAUUGAAAAAGGUAUACUUUGGGUUGAUAAAUACUUGUCACUUCGCACGAUUUAUCCCAAUGGGAGCGUUGUACCUGUUGAUAUUAAAUUGGAUAUACAAGACUUUAACUAUUGUAUCUUGGACAUUAACGGAAGUCAGGCGAGCCCCAUUAGAAUUUAUCCUAUAAGAAGUAAUUUUCUGAUAGUGACUUAUGCGGAAACCACGAAUUUAACUGAUCCAUUAAGUUAUACUGAUUGGGCAAUGGUUGUUGACUUAAAUGGAAAUAUUUACAGUAAAAUUUCAUUUGGUCCGAGCUUUGUUGAUGUUGCUACGAAUCAAUGGUACCCUGACCGAGCUAAGAUUUUUGCAAACUUUGAUCCCGACAAAGGAUUUAUCCGUUACACACCUGUAACAGGUUCUACGAAUACAAUCUGGCAGCAAUACAUAGUGACCGAAGCGGGAGAAAUAAAUCUACUUGCGCAAGAUAACAUACCUUUCAAAAAUAAUCUUAGCCUUUUAAGUAAUGUCAUUCCAAUGGUGGACAGUAAAUAUGCGAUUGUUUUUGCCAAUUCUACGGAUGUGGACACAAUAGACAGUCCUUUGACUUCAAGAGGGGGAGUCUACAUCAUAAUAUUAGAUUAUAGCCUUGCAAUUAAAAGAGAACCAGCUGUGCUUUAUCAAACUCAAAUUCAAGGAAUUAAAUUUAUUAACAUUGAUUGCAGUGUUUCUUACGUAGGAAUUGGACAGACUUGUAUUGUAACAAGCGAAUCUACAAUUAGAGCAGAAAAAAAAUUAUAUCUUAAAAUUGAUUUUCUUUCAUCUGGAACCGUAAUAAACGUUUUGCCAUUAAUGAAUGAUAUCCAAACGAAUCCGUUAAUUGAUCAAUACAAUAUUGCGUCGUUACCGUAUGGCGGUUAUUUAUUAAGUGGAUUAGGAACAUCUGAUGGUCAAAAUAUAGUUGCCGGUUAUCUUUUAGGUGACAAUGGUGAAUCUUUUCCUUGGAACCUUCCAAUUAAUACCGUGACAAACUUUAUAGGAGCAUCAAAAGUUUUAAGGAAUAAUACAUAUGUACUUGCUCAGCUGGGAGAGAAACCAAAUUGGUCUUUGGUCACCACUGAAUUGAAGAAGUUUGAGUUAGAACGAGAUCAUGGGUAUGAUAAUUUCCACAUCGACACUACAUCUCCUGUCCUUGAUGAAAAAAUUGCCCUCGAUAUAGAGUCCCUUAAAAUUAUAUAUUAUAAUGAAGUUGAUUUGUCAGUUGGUCUCAUUAAAAUUUUUCAUGAAAAUGGUAAUUUACGUCAAAUCAUUCCUGGAACCAACGACACAUUUGUAACUCAAAAUGUAGAUGGAAAUUUAACCACGGUUAAUAUCAAAUUAUUGAAUUGCACAUUAAAUCAACCUGGUAGUAGAUACUAUGUUUCGAUUGAAAAUAAUUUUGUAAAGAGCCGAGUUUACCAAGAACCUCUCUAUGGUGUAAAAGAUCAUGUUUGGACGUUUACAACACCUCAAAUAGAAGAAGAAUUUUCGGAGAGCGUAAAUGGACAAGUUCGAUUGACUGCAAAUGGGACAGUAUAUUUCGAAAGUCUUAACGAGAGAGAACGCAAAAUUUUCACUACGAAAUUAACUGAAGAAUUGGCUGAUGCAAUUCCCGUCAGUCAUAAACGUGUAACUACCAAUGAAAGGAUUGAAACUGACGCUUUGGCUCCUCAAAAACAAAUCUUUUUAUCUAUUAACAUCAAUCAAGAUGAAACUAGAAAAGAAAGAACUGUAAAAUUUGCUAUUCGUGAUUUAGAUAAUUUGAUUAAGAAUAAGUUUAUCACUGUUAUUGCAUCCGGUGAAGCUUCAAAAUAUUUAGAUGAUAGUUAUGGAUACCAUCGACUUCCUGAUCCGUUGUUCACUCAUGGUCUCCUUGGAGCAUUUGCAGUAGGAUUAAUGAUUUCUGGAGUGUUCUUUUUCGCCAAAGAUAAAUUGCCUGGUGUAAAAGAUACCACAAUUUUUUUAUUUAAAUUUUGUGUUGCUAUUUCUGAUAUUGGGUUGGAUUGGGUUUUUAUUAUUACGAAAGCGAAAAACGUUGGAUUAUUUAUUCCAAGUCUUGUAAUUUUGAUAGGUUCAUUUAACGUAAGUUUGGUAUUGGCAUUAAGAAUUAUUGACAAAGAACUAAGAGAUAUUGAACAAGCAGAAAAGGCCAAAAAUGAAUCAGUUCAAGAAGAAAAUUCCUCAGUACAAGCAGAUAACUUCAAAGUUUGGUUUAAUAAAAAUAAUAUAUUUGUGAAUGUAUUCACUAUUUUGGCAGGAACCGAUCUUGACAUUUUAACUUUACUUGAUUCUAAAGUAAAGUUUGGAGGAUUUGUUGAGUUUAAUGCUAAUUUUUCUAAAAAAACAGUACAAAGAAUUGUUAAGUAUUCAUGCAUUAACAUUAUUCUUGAAAAUAUUCCUCAAUUAGUUAUUCAGAGCGAUAUAUUACGAUACUAUACCUUUAUUAAAGCUUUUGACGAAAAUGGUGAUGAGAAUUCUGCACAUGCUUAUGCUAAAGAUCCUUCUUUUUAG
Funneliformis mosseae is the source of this 2733-nucleotide messenger RNA. The record is from the annotation of a GenBank genome assembly. NCBI's taxonomy places the organism in Eukaryota, Fungi, Glomeromycota, Glomeromycetes, Glomerales, Glomeraceae.